Molecule: messenger RNA, 651 nt
Organism: Orycteropus afer afer
Lineage: Eukaryota; Metazoa; Chordata; Mammalia; Tubulidentata; Orycteropodidae
Gene: H1-1
Product: H1.1 linker histone, cluster member
Exons: 1
Coding region: 1-651 (216 amino acids)
Biological process (GO): negative regulation of DNA recombination; nucleosome assembly; chromosome condensation
Cellular component (GO): nucleus; nucleosome
Molecular function (GO): nucleosomal DNA binding; structural constituent of chromatin; double-stranded DNA binding
Source: RefSeq, a predicted model, not a curated record
AUGUCCGAGACCGCGCCGGCUCCUCCGGCUGCUUCCACGCCCCCUGAGAAGGCUCCAGUUGGCAAGAAGGCGAAGAAACCUCCGAAGGCUGCAGCUUCUGCUAAGAAGAAGCCUGCCGGGCCUUCGGUGUCUGAGCUGAUCUUGCAAGCAGUUUCCACCUCAAAGGAGCGCAGCGGGGUGUCCUUGGCUGCGCUCAAGAAGGCACUGGCUGCCGCCGGCUACGAUGUGGAGAAGAAUAACAGCCGCAUCAAACUGGGUCUCAAGAGCCUAGUGAACAAGGGCACUCUGUUGCAGACCAAAGGCACCGGCGCUUCGGGCUCCUUCAAGCUUAAUAAGAAGGCGGCCUCCGUGGAAGCUAAGCCUAGCAAUACAAAGGUAGCCGCAAAACCAAAGGCAACCGGCGCUAAGAAACCUAGAAAAGCCAUUGGAGCUGCCGCUAAGAAGAGCGUUAAGGCCCCGAAAAAGGCCAAGAAGCCUGCGGUGGUAAGGAAGCCCUCCAAGAGUCCCAAGAAGCCUACAGCUGUCAGGGCUAAGAAGGUUGCCAAGAGCCCUGCCAAAGCUAAGGCGGUGAAGCCGAAAGCAGCGAAGGCAAAAGUGACUAAGCCGAAGACUGCUGUCAAGCCGAAGAAGGCGGCUCCCAAGAAAAAGUAA